Camellia sinensis is the source of this 1216-nucleotide messenger RNA. The record is from RefSeq and is a predicted model, not a curated record. Lineage: Eukaryota; Viridiplantae; Streptophyta; Magnoliopsida; Ericales; Theaceae.
AGUUAUUUGGGCCGAUGGAACGAGGAAGUUCUAUUUACCAAGCACUUGACGUUGUUACCAAUGAACUUGUUUGUUUGAGGCGGGAAUGUUUUCUCAAUAGAGAACAAGGUGUCCCAAGCUCAGUAAUCAGAGAAAUCUCCUUUAUGAGAGAGAUGCAGCAUAGGAACAUCCUCAGGCUGCUAGAUGUAGUGAACAAGGAGAGAUCAGUGCAUCUUGUUACGGAGCAUGUGGAACUUGACCUGAGGAAGUUUAUGGAUACUUCUCCAGAGAUUUUCAAGACGCCGAGCGUAACAAAAGAUUUUCUGCAUCAGAUUCUAAGUGGUCUCGAUUAUUGUCAUUCGCAUAACAUUCUCCACCGAGGUUUGAAUCCUGGGAGUUUGAUGUUAGAUCAUCGUAGUCGAAGCACAGUGAAGAUAGCUGGCUUUGGAUCAGCCAGGACAUUUGGUGUUCCCGCUAACGCGUAUACUGAAGGGGUGGAAACUCCAUGGUACAGGGCACCCGAACUCAUGCUUGGUGAGCUGAAUUACUCCUCACCAGUUGAUGUGUGGUCUGUGGGUUGUCUAUUUGCUGAGAUGGUGACUCAACAGCCUCUGUUUGCUACUACGUCACAGGUUGAACAACUGCGGAGAAUUUUCAGCAUUAUGGGCAAGCCAACUGAAGAAACCUGGCCUGGAGUGACUUCAUUAUGUCCAUAUCUAGAAAAUUUUGCCGUGAAUGAACCCAAGAACCUGGCUGAUGAAGUGCCUGGUCUUGAACCAGAUGGAGUUGAUCUUCUUUCUGAAAUGCUGUGCUUGAAUCCAGGAGAUAGAAUUACUGCUUCUGAGGCUCUAACUCACCCAUACUUUACAAUAUGUGAUUCUGGAUCAUCAUCACCAUCACCACCACCACCACCACCACUACCAUUAUCGUCAUUACCACCAUCAUCAUCAUCAUGAUUCUGUGUCAUAUUGACAAUGUGCAGUGUUUUUGUAUGUUUUACUUUGAGAAAGAAUGUAUAUGCUUUCAUUCAUUCUGUACAUUACUUUCUCUCUCUCUCUCUCUCCCUCUCUCUCCCUCUCCCAUCUUUCUAGAUCGGCCUCUGAAGAAUACUUUUUCUGCACUUUUACUUGUAGAUCAGCAUUACUUUGUCUGCAAUAUAUCUUUUAAUGGGCUCUUUUGCUUCUGUUCUCUUCAAUUGGAAAGAAAUAAACAGUUUGAUAUUGUUGGUUGAUUUAGA